UUGUUGAUAACAGCGCCCCCUGGUGUCUGCAGGGGGAAUCGAGCCGGCCAACACUGUACAACAGCGGCAGUUUGAAGAUGGCGGAGGGUGAAUUGAACGUGGACAGCCUCAUCUCUCGUCUUCUGGAAGUGCGGGGAUGUCGCCCGGGGAAGAUUGUCCAGAUGACGGAGGCUGAGGUGCGGGGCCUCUGCAUCAAAUCGAGGGAGAUCUUCCUCAGCCAGCCCAUCUUACUGGAGCUCGAGGCCCCCCUGAAGAUCUGUGGUGAUAUCCACGGGCAGUACACAGAUCUGCUGAGGCUCUUUGAGUACGGAGGCUUCCCUCCAGAGGCAAACUACCUUUUCUUGGGAGACUAUGUGGACAGAGGGAAACAGUCACUGGAAACCAUCUGCCUCCUGUUGGCCUACAAGAUCAAAUACCCAGAGAACUUCUUCCUGCUCAGGGGAAACCACGAGUGUGCUUCCAUUAACCGCAUCUACGGCUUCUACGACGAGUGCAAGCGCAGGUUCAACAUCAAGUUGUGGAAGACCUUCACUGACUGCUUUAACUGCCUCCCCAUCGCUGCUAUCAUUGAUGAGAAGAUCUUCUGCUGCCACGGAGGGCUAUCGCCUGAUUUGCAGUCGAUGGAGCAGAUUCGCAGGAUCAUGAGGCCAACAGAUGUGCCUGAUACAGGCCUGCUGUGUGACCUCCUGUGGUCGGACCCCGAUAAGGAUGUACAAGGCUGGGGAGAGAACGACCGUGGGGUCUCCUUCACCUUCGGGGCCGAUGUUGUCAGCAAGUUCCUAAACCGCCACGACCUGGACCUCAUCUGCAGAGCCCACCAGGUUGUGGAGGAUGGAUACGAGUUCUUUGCCAAACGCCAACUGGUCACACUCUUCUCUGCUCCAAACUACUGCGGGGAGUUCGACAACGCAGGCGGCAUGAUGAGUGUUGAUGAAUCCCUCAUGUGCUCCUUCCAGAUCCUAAAGCCCUCGGAGAAGAAGGCAAAGUACCAGUAUGGUGGUGUAAAUUCUGGCCGGCCUGUCACCCCACCCCGCACCACCCAAGCCCCAAAGAAGAGGUGAACGUCCAGCCUUCCCUCUCCCCCCCCCCUCCUCUCCCCUUCUCACCCUGUCCAUCCUUGGUCUGCCAUCCUGGCAACCCCUGUAACUCCCCUGUAAAGCGAAGACACAGGGCUUAUCUAAUUGCCCAAAUCUUUCUCCCCCUUUCUCCCUUAUUCCACCGCCCUUUCCCCAACUCCACUGACAGCUCUUUUCUUAAUGUGUCUGUGUACAUAAAUUUGCUGUGACCAAUCUG
Messenger RNA from Labrus mixtus (cuckoo wrasse), 1293 nucleotides. RefSeq names its product serine/threonine-protein phosphatase PP1-beta catalytic subunit-like. Gene Ontology annotation, molecular function: protein serine/threonine phosphatase activity. Gene Ontology annotation, cellular component: nucleus; cytoplasm. The record is from RefSeq and is a predicted model, not a curated record. Bases 78 to 1061 code for a protein of 327 amino acids. Gene Ontology annotation, biological process: regulation of circadian rhythm; circadian regulation of gene expression. The transcript is spliced from 8 exons. Lineage: Eukaryota; Metazoa; Chordata; Actinopteri; Labriformes; Labridae.